GGUUCACCUACAGGUAGAGGGACAGGUGGAGAUCUUAACCAGAAUCUGUCUGGACACUGCAUCAGCAACAACUCAAGCUCAUCUCUGCAUUUUGACUGCAACACCACCGGCAAGCAAAAUGAGUGCAGACGGAAAAAAGGAACCCCCUCCCUACAUCAUACCAGAAAGUCAAGGUGAUGGCGUGAGAGUUUACCACCCCCACACUCCUUUCACCCCACCCCCCAUGCAGACACAGGAGUCGUCUGCCUCUGUCACGCCAGUGUACACCGGCGGAGGGGGAGGCGUGGGUUCAGGUUUUGACUCUGGAGAAGGCAAAAAAAAAUAUGUAAGCUACGACGUGGGACUGGGGACUGAACCCGGCAUGACGACCUGCUCUUCCUGCCAGCAACAGGUUAUGACCAAUGUCACCUACAAGGCGGGGACGUACGCCUGGCUCAUGUGUUUACUCUUCAUUUGCUGUGGGUUAGUCCUGUGCUGCUGCCUGAUUCCGUUCUUCAUGAAGAGAUUCAAGGAUGCUUACCACACCUGCCCACGCUGCAACAGAGUGCUGCACGUUGAGAAGAGGCAAUGCUGUAAAUGAUGAUCGCCAGGGCUGAUAUGGCCCCGUAGAAAUAAGAAAUAGCCUCCUGUUACCUUUGUCUGUGUCCUAUGUUCACCCGGUAAAAAACUGGCAUUUUCUCAAACUGACAGAGAAAGGUGAUAGGGGUAAAUGCAGCUUGUUUCUAUGGAUGACAAAGCCAAACAUCAAUGAUUUCUAUCAGAUUAUUAGGAAACAGACUGGGAGUGAUUGUGUUGUCCGAGCUUCUGGUUUUUUUUGUUGUUUUUUUGCUCUGGCAAGUUACAGCACACCCCAUGCACUUUGAAACAGUUAUCAUUAUACUCAGAAAAUUUUGGAUGCAUAAUGUUAAAAUGAAGGUUUGUACAUAGAAUUUAUUGCAUGUUAUAUGCAUAACGGGAUUGCACGAUUUCUGAAUAAAUCACAGCGGCAGUAAAUUACACAUUGAACGAUAAAAGGGUGCAGAAAUAAGUAUAUUUGCUCAUCUCCAGUUUCAUGAGUCAUUGCUCAGUAAACUGAUACACAAAGCAUACCGGAUUAAUGUCAUAUUUGCAUAUAUGUCACUCAGGCAAGGCAAAAACAAGCUUACAUGCUGUACAGUGGCGCGCUGUAAAUAUAGUUAAGCCUUUUGUUCAGACUAUUUGAAUGUAUUCAUUCAUUAUAUUGCAAACUACAAUGCAAAAGUAACCCCCCCCCCCCCCCCCCCCGGAUGAUGAGCAUGCUCUAUUGUUCUAUUAUUUACUACUAUUAGCUCUAUGAUAACAUUAUUUCUCUAAUAAAAACAGACUUUACAGACGUUACAGAACUCUGCUGUGUUUGUGUUGGUAUUUCUUCUUCUAGAAAAGGUCACAUCUACAUUGGUGGAGUACUCAAAAAAAUGCAUUUACUCAUUACCCAUCUUGAACAUAAUGCAGUAUGUUACUGCCCAGAGAAAGUGAUUUGUUACUCUGCUUGUUUUAUUACUUUUGCAUUACUUCGUAACAUGCCCUGAAGUGCACUGUCACACAGUUACCAUUUAACAAUAAAAACAUUAGUCCCACACACUUACAUCAAUCCCUUUCCUAAUUAGGACAGACAUACAAUCUUUUCUUUUUAGUCUUGACACAGAGCAGAUGAAAACCAGACCAAAGACUCUUCAAAGCAAUCGACACAGUCAUUCUACGGUUUUGUUACCUGUUAAAACUGGAUGUGGUUGCUGGGGUUGAGCUGAACUGUAGCCACCAAGAAGCCACAGAUAAAAUAAAGUAAUAGAUUGUUUUGCAA
Messenger RNA from Oreochromis niloticus (Nile tilapia), 1819 nucleotides. RefSeq names its product LITAF domain containing (gene litafd). The record is from RefSeq and is a predicted model, not a curated record. Lineage: Eukaryota; Metazoa; Chordata; Actinopteri; Cichliformes; Cichlidae. The transcript is spliced from 5 exons. The coding region runs from base 119 to 580 and encodes 153 amino acids. Gene Ontology annotation, cellular component: nucleus; cytoplasmic side of late endosome membrane; cytoplasmic side of lysosomal membrane. Gene Ontology annotation, molecular function: zinc ion binding.